AGAAACUCCUAUCAAAAGCAAACUUAUUGAUCCUACUUCACCAUUUUUCUUGCAUCCCUCCGACACUCCCGGCGCUUCUCUUAGUAGUGUUCAUUUGAAAGGUGAUAUAAAUUAUCGUGAAUGGGAGAGUUCGAUGAAGAAUGCGUUGCGGGCCAAACGCAAACUUGGGUUCAUUGAUGGAACUCAGACACUGUCUCCAGCGGCUGCGCCUCAUGACGUUGAUGCUUGGAUCAGUGUAAAUUCAAUGGUUCAAGGUUGGAUCAUGACGUCCCUUGAUGCUUCUAUUCGCUCUACUGUGUCGUUUAUGGACACGACUCGAGCUUUGUGGUUGGAUGUUAAAGGUCGUUUCUCGGUGAGUGAUGGUGUUUGCUUAUAUCAACUCAAGGAGCAAAUUCGGAAUACUCGUCAACAAGGCUCGUUCGUUACGGUCUAUUAUGGCCGUCUUCGAGGAUUGUGGGAUGAACUUGAUGGUCAUCUCAUUAUUCCUAAAUGUAUUUGUCAAAAGUGUACGUGUGAUCUUGAGAAAAAUUUCUGGGCACAACGUGAGAUAGAGAAAGUUCAUGAAUUUCUUCUUGGCUUGGACGAGGCUGUUUUUGGCACGGUACGUUCUCAGAUUUUGGGUGCCAGUCCUACCCCGUCCUUGGCUUUCACGUAUAAUCGGAUUGUUGGGGAGGAACACCAUCAUCAUGUGUCUCGUGAUCAUGAUGCCCGCAGUGAAAUUGCUAGCUUCGGGAUGACUAUGUCGCCACCAUCUCCGGCUACUGCUGCCGCGGUUCACAAAUCCAGUGGGAACCGUGCUCUACCUACCGGCGACCAACGGGGGUCUUUUCCAGGGGGCCGUUUUUGCACUCACUGCUCGCGAUCGGGUCAUGAGAUCGAGACUUGUUUUCUUCUUCACGGCUUCCCGGACACAUGGAAUAAACCAAAAGGUCGCGGAGGUGGAAGUAGUGGGGGCCGUGGACGCGGAGGUGGAAGUCGUGGCGGCCGCGGCAACAACCGACCUCCUGCUAUUGCUGCCGCUGGACAGACUAUUGCGAGUGAAGGACCAGAGUCCGGGUCUUCCACUUCUUCUUUUCCCAAUAUGUCCGCCGAGCAAUGGAGUCAACUCUCUACUUUUCUUGCUCAAUUUAAAAAUAAUGGUGACACUUUGAGUGCUUCUAGAACGCCAUCUUCUACACAAAGUGAUACUCCCCAUCCUGCCAUUUUUGAUCCCCUUCCCGAGUUGUUGCCCGACCAACAGGAACUGUGCACAGAACCUGUUCUCUCGCCGCCAGUUCCUACUGUCUCUUCUCCAGAUUCCGUUCUUCCAUCAGUGGCGACCCCGGACAGUGCUCCUACUCAGCCCCCUGUGUCGGCCCAACCUUCUGCCAUGGACCAGGGACGCCCUCAGCGCACUCGCCGUACUCCGGCAUGGCAUACGGACUAUGUUUGCACCAAUACAGUUUCGCACAUAGACUCACCCUCCUCCACUGUCACCCCUUCCAAAUCCUCAGAUACACCCUAUCCUAUUCAUAAGUUUGUCACUUGUAGUGCUUUUUCUGCUUCGCAUCAAACUUUUACAGCUGCUCUUGAUAAUGAAUGCGAGCCUACUGGAUAUCGAAAGGCCCUUCAAGACCCUCGAUGGUACAAGGGCUUUGUUGGUGCUAUAGAUGCUUCCCCGGUUCCCACUUCUUAUAGAGAAGCCGUCAGUUUUUCAUUGUCUUACGUGGUUAAAAUCCCAACAUUGUAAACGUUGCAUUUUUUGUCCAUUGCGAUUAUUUUUUAAAAUUAUAGUAGUGCAUUUAUGCAGUGACAUAAAAUGAAAAUUAAUACUACCU
Molecule: messenger RNA, 1817 nt
Organism: Cuscuta campestris
Lineage: Eukaryota; Viridiplantae; Streptophyta; Magnoliopsida; Solanales; Convolvulaceae
Source: the annotation of a GenBank genome assembly